Chrysoperla carnea is the source of this 1768-nucleotide messenger RNA. RefSeq lists its product as uncharacterized. Lineage: Eukaryota; Metazoa; Arthropoda; Insecta; Neuroptera; Chrysopidae. The transcript is spliced from 3 exons. The record is from RefSeq and is a predicted model, not a curated record. The coding region runs from base 636 to 1544 and encodes 302 amino acids.
UAUGUCUGAUUGGGAAAAAAGGUAAAAUCGACGACAAAAAUGCUGCUAUUUAUAACAUUGACGAGAAAAAAAAUACAUUGAAAAUUAAAUCAAAUUUUGAUCAACGAUUCCACUUACAAGCAAACCAAAACAUUGUUCGACGUUCCAAGAAAGAAGCAUUCUAUAAGCUACCACUCACGCAACACCGUUUAAACAAUAACAACAAUGCUGGCUACGAAUUAAUUCCACCGUUAUCAUCACAAUUAAAAACAAAAUCGUCGAUUAAGAAAAUUCGUGAAGAAUCCAAAGAAAAUAUUGACCAAAAUAAUAUAAUUUUUUCCUCAACAAAACCCAGUCAGAAUUCAAAUGCAAUAACACGAAUCUCUAAUAAAAAAUCCGUAUCACGUUUCUCUCCUAAAAUCAAACUUAUACCCCCUUUUCAUUUCCUUUUAACCAGAACUUAUGAUCAACAAAGUGGUCCAUGGCCCGAAGAUCAUCCAUUACCCUUACCGUUAUGGUCAGAAAAAGUAAAACCAGUUUAUAAUUUUAAGAACAUUUUUGAUUUUGAAGAACUUGCCUCACUCAUUGAAAACACUGUUCAACAUUUACUCCAAGAACAUAAUUAUAACAGUGUUACCAAUUUCCUUAAAUUAUAUAUGGAUUUUAAGCGUAGUGAUGAAAAUAGUUUGGCAGAAUUCUUCCAAAAACGUACACCAGAAAUAACCGACGACCAUCUUACAUGUGUUGGACUUGGUUUAGAAUUAAGAAAACGUAUCAGUAAUUUUGAAACAAAAUAUCCUGGAUUAACUGAAUGCUUGUAUAUGGUAUCUUCCGAAGAACAUGUUGAUAACUUGGACGAAUAUUUGAACAACGAAAGUGAACGUUGGGUUUAUUCAGUUGAGAAGGAACAUGUUUUGGUAGCAUUACGUAUCAAUAUUUGCGGUCGAAAGGGUAUUUUACUUUGUGAUCCUGGAUAUCAUAUUGCUCGAGUCAUUAUUAUCAUGGAAGAUGAGACAUAUCCACAUACAGGACGAUUUACUCAAUCCGAAGAAUCAGCUGAAGUAAAGAAAGAAUACGAAUAUAAAUUUAACAAAUUAAAUCCUUCAUUUAUUAACUGGAUUGAAUAUGAGACCAAAAAUGGCGUAAUAAAACAGAAUGAAACAUCCCUCAUCUUUAUUGAUCGGGCAUAUUUAACUGCUGUUGAUUUAACAGAACGUAGAAAUUUCGUUUAUGAUUUUAGAAGUUUAUUAGCACGAAAUUUAAAGGGUCAUUUAAUAGCAGGAAUAUAUUUUCCAGUUCGUAAAGGACGUAAAGAUUUCACCAUAUUCUAUGAAGGUGUAAAAGGACAAAAAGAAAAAAUACGUUUAAAUUUUGAUGAUUUCCUUAAUCCUGAUCAGCUUGAUGAAAAAACUUUAGAAAUCGUUUCAAUCUGCAAUGAACAACUUCAUUUGGCAACAAAUCUAAAUCUUCUACAACACUUAGUGUCGUUGGCUUACUUGAUCAAUGAUGAAGAGUAUAUUGAUGAAUUAUUGACGAUCAAUCGUGAAAUCAACGAAAUGACCUAGCAAAAAUGUAAAGACCACCCCGAAAUUGACGAUGAACAUGAAAAAAACAACAUCCAAAUCGGCAGUGUGGCUUCAAAUAUUUAUAAUUUUUUUCUUGUUCUGUUUUACAUAUUCUCUAAUACUUAUGUUUAUGCAUUAGUUUCAUUUGGUUUGGGAAUUUAGAAAAUUAUUCAUUUUCUUUUAAAUAUAUAAGGUUCAUGUUUUUAUUUUAAUUUAGAACGUAG